Molecule: messenger RNA, 1992 nt
Organism: Lactuca virosa
Lineage: Eukaryota; Viridiplantae; Streptophyta; Magnoliopsida; Asterales; Asteraceae
Source: the annotation of a GenBank genome assembly
CACACACAAUCGCUAUUUCACACGCUUUCCUCAAAAACCACUGCAUGCCUUUUCGCCAGUUGGCUCAUAAACCCACACAUACAAAUACUCUAUAAAAUAUAGUUUCAUUUUUCAAUAAUUAAUAUUCCAACCUCCAUACCCACUUUCACCAUAGCUUCAAUCGACUUCGAUUACUUCCACAUUUCCUCUUUCGUUUUCUAAUUCUCUGCAAGCUGCCAUUUUUAGUAUUUUUUACCACAUGAUAUUUGCUUUGUAACUCUCGCCUAAUCUUUUUCACCCUUAUAAAUCUAUAAAGUUCAUGUGGGUGGUGAUCAUGGAGGAGAGUUUUGCUUUCGUCUCUAAUUUGGGUGUGAUGGGAAAGACGACGACGGGAUCUGUUCUUGGAUUCAUUGGGAAGUUCGUUAAUGGCGUUUUGAGCUUUCUUGUGUUUUCUGUACUUGAUGUUCUUGAUGUAGUGUUGUGUUAUGUUUACAAGAUUAUUGAUUUCUUUAUGGAAGAUGAAUGGAAGCCAUGUUAUUGUUCUUCACCGAAAGAAACUAUCAUUAAUAGUGGUAACAUUUUGGUGUCGGAGAAAGGUGAGGUGGAGAAGAUCGUUUGUCUAACGUCGACAAAGUUGCACCUUGAAGAAAUCUCCGACACCCUUUAUUCCCGGCCGUCGUUGGCGGUGGAGGUGUCCAAGACGACGGUGAAACGUCGGAAGGUUGUGGUUACUUCUGUCAGUAAAACCAAAAGCGUCCAGUCACACUCGCCGCCGUUCAUUGUGAACAACACCAUUGUUGAGAUGCUCCAAGAAAAGAUCGGCCGACGUCACAAACCCCAGCGUGUUCCACGGUGGUCGGACUGCGAUUGUGAUACCUGUAACUCGUGGUCGCAUUCUUCUUGUAAAGAUACUCUUUUUGUUCAUAUCGGAGGACGAAAAGAUAAUGUUAGCGAGAAUGUGUUGUUUAUUCAUGGGUUUAUAUCAUCAUCUGCAUUUUGGACAGAGACAUUGUUUCCAAACUUUUCGAGAUCGAUCAAAUCAAAAUACAGGUUAUUCGCGAUUGAUCUUUUAGGGUUUGGGAAAAGCCCGAAGCCACAUGAUUCUCUUUACACCAUGAAAGAGCAUUUAGACAUGAUCGAAAGAUCAGUUCUUGAACACAACAAAGUCGAAUCGUUUCACAUCGUCGCUCAUUCUCUCGGUUGCAUUCUUGCACUCGCACUCGCCGUUAAAUACCCGAACUCCGUCAAGUCCCUCACCUUGCUCGCUCCGCCAUAUUUUCCGACGCCGAAAGGGGAGGAGGCGACGCAGUAUAUGAUGAGAAAGGUGGCGCCGCGGCAGGUGUGGCCGUUGAUUGCUUUCGGAGCGUCGAUGGCCGCCUGGUAUGAGCAUGUUAGCCGGACGAUUUGCUUGUUGAUCUGCCGGCAACACCGGACAUGGGAAUUUCUGGCGAAACUCAUCACCAGAAACAGGAUUAAGACAUAUUUGAUAGAUGGAUUUUGUUGUCACACACAUAAUGCUGCAUGGCACACCCUACACAACGUUAUAUGUGGUACAGCUGCAAAGAUAGGAGGGUACUUAGAUACAGUGCAAAACCAGUUGAAUUGCAGUGUAAAUGUGUUUCAUGGUGAAGAUGAUGAACUUAUUCCUGUUGAAUGUAGCGACCAUGUCAAGAACAAAGUUCCUAGAGCAACUGUUAAGGUAAUAAAGAAGAAAGAUCAUCUCACCAUUGUUGUUGGACGUCAAGAAGCCUUUGCUAGAGAACUUGAGCAUAUCUGGAAAAAUGCAAAAACCAGAUAGUGGUUUAGUUUGCCCAAACAGUUGAUUUGAUGGUUUAUUUCUCAAUUAUAUAUCUUCAUAGAAGAACAAACUAAAGGGUUUUAAACUCAAAAUUAAGGCUAUUUAUGCCCAUAAAAAUAAUGGAUCGUGAUCUAUAGUUCCAUCCAAAUCAAGAAAUGGAUGAAUCAAUACUAGUAGUAUAUAAUUUGGUUAGGUUUUUUUAUUAAUUAUUGUUU